Molecule: messenger RNA, 741 nt
Organism: Octodon degus (degu)
Lineage: Eukaryota; Metazoa; Chordata; Mammalia; Rodentia; Octodontidae
Product: natural cytotoxicity triggering receptor 2-like
Exons: 5
Coding region: 1-741 (246 amino acids)
Cellular component (GO): cell surface
Molecular function (GO): signaling receptor activity
Source: RefSeq, a predicted model, not a curated record
AUGGCCUGGAGGGUCGGCCUCCCACCACGGCUGCUGCUGCUUCUGCUGCUGCUUCCAGGCUCCCGGGUGUGCUCAGACAUUCAGGUGCUACAGAGAGUGGCAGGAGAGACGCUGAGCGUGACAUGUAACUACCCGUCCCGCGGCGAGUCCUACGUGAAGAAGAGCUUGUGUCGCCAGGUGACAGAGUUCAUUUGUGGCAAGAUGGUCCCCGGUGCCAGCGCCAGUGCCCAGGGCCAGGUCCCUCGGCUGUCCAUCAGGGACUAUCCUGCAGCCGGCCACUAUGUUGUCUCCCUGGCUGGGCUCAAGGAGGAGGACUCUGGACACUACUGGUGCUCCAUGCACCACGCUUCGAGCCACAUGGUCUUCAAUUCUAUCAAGUUCUACCUGGCCGUGUCCCCAGCCCCCACCCCGGCUCCCAGGACUACCUGCAACCCCACCUCCUCAAAGGGCCAGAGCUCUGUGUCCCCAACAGAGGAAAUCACCAAGGCUCCCGAGGCUCCAUCUGCCUUCACCACACCAGCACGGCCCUGGAAUGCCACCCUCUGCCCUGGCCCUGAGGUCCCCUGUGCCCUGGAUGCUGGAGUCUGUGGACUCUUUCUCACCAAGAGCCUGGUGCUGUUGGCCCUGCUGUGGACCUGGUGGAGCAGACGCGUGCAGCUUAGAGGGAGCUCUGCCACGGGCCCACAGUGCUGCCCUGAGCCCCAGUGUCCCCCAAGCCUGGGCCCCCAGGAGUGCCCCUGA